GUUGGCGGUACCAGUUACUCUUGACUUCGCCCAAACUGCCACUUCUGCCGUUGUUCCCCUUUCGCGCCAAAAGAACCCUAGGCUACCGCCUCCGCCGCCCGCAUGCACCUCCAUAUGCCGCCGCCGGCGCCGUCAGUGGCGCGGCAAGUGGAGGAGAUCGCGGAGGAGCCCAACCGCGCUGUCGCGUACGCGCGCCUCCUCCACCUGCAGCGCGCGUGCGCCGACGACCCCUCCGCCGCCGCCGACCUCGCCGCGGCCCCCCCCUCCACCCUGCUCCCGCUCCUCCUGCGCGACGCCGCCGACCAUGACGAGGAAGUCGCUGCCUCCGCCCUCAAGUGCCUCGGCUUCGCGCUCUACCACCCCGUCCUCGUCUCCACCAUCUCAGGGCAGUUGGCUCAGUCUGUAUUGGCUAUUUUGGUUCAGCUGAUCAUGACUACCAAGAUGAAGGCUAUUUGUAAUCUUGCAGUCUGGUGCAUUUCUGUUCAACAGUUAGAGGCUUUGGUUGUAGAGGAUAAAACAUCUCCCGUGCUGAAUGCUAUUGUUUAUGCCCUUGACAAUCCAUUUGGUUCUUUGUCUACAACAUUUGAGGCAGUUCAGGCUACCAUGAAACUUGCUAGUCAAAAUCCAAAAGGAAUGAGGGACCUCUCAAGCAUGUGGGUUCCCCCGAUAUACCGAAGACUCUUAAGUGCUGAGAAGCCGGAAAGGGAUAUGGCUGAAAGAUGCCUCAUUAAAGUGUCAUCAGUUAUUUUACCUCCUCAAUCUUCUCUUUCUAAGGAAGUAGCAUCGGACCUUGAGCAAAAGCUACUCUCUUCUAUGAUUAAUAUGCUCAGUGACCCUUCGAAAAAAAUUCAAGCAGUGAAAACAUGGGGAUGGUUUGUAUCCUUACUUGGCGCAAGUGCAGUGAGCACUAGACCUCUACUUAAUAAAAUACUUAAAGUUCCUGAGCAGUUAUUUACUGAUCCUGAUCCACAAGUUCAGAUAACCACAAUGGUUACCUGGAGAAAUUUGGUGGAUGCAUUUUUUGCACCAGAGGCUUUAGAAAAUGUGGAUCAAGAGACAGUGCUGUCUCCUAUUGAAGCCAGAGCACGUGUUAGUGCCCAGAUGAAAAAGAUAAGGCUAAUUAUGAUGCCUUUAUGUGGAGUUCUGUCGAGAAGUCAUAAUAUUACUUUAAGUUCCUCCUGCUUGAGCACAUGGCAUUACCUUCUAUAUAAACUUGGUGAUUUGAUUAACCAUUUAUCUAUUCUGGAGGCUGCUUUUGGGCCAGUACUCAAGAUAAUCUUCUCCAGUGGACUUCAUAAUCAGAACAAGCCACUGUGGUCAUUUUGCAUCAAUCUUUUUCACGAUUUUGUUUCAGUAAGAGUUAGGCAUUUGAGCUCACCCGGAGAGAAUGUGUGUGUUCCACUAAAUCAGAACCUGCUACUCCAAACUUGUACGCAUCUCAAGGCCUUUUUGGGUGUUCAUCAAAUCAAAUGGUUACCAUGGGACAUUACCUGCUUUGAUUUUCAGUUGGGGAUCCUUAGCUCAAUUUUGAAUCCAGAACUACUUCAGAAUAUGGCUGUUGAAAUGGCAGUAACUAUUAUGGACUCCACAACACAAAUUUUCAGGUUGCUUCUACAGGGAAUUCAACUUCAGUGUAACUCAAAGUUAGCUGAUGACAGUGUUGCGAUAUGCAUUACUAAGGUAUGCAAGUUUGUAAACAAAGUGUUUCUGAAUCUGGAAGGAAAGCAAAAGAGUAACAGUUCAGCAGUGUUAGUGCAAUUUGUUCUUCAGUUUGUCAAGUGUACUGUAGAGGAACUGGAUAAUUCUAUGUUGGCUUCUGGAAAGUACGAGUUAUGCUUAGACAUAGAACAAAUAAAGGAGAUGCAAUAUGCAGAAUGCAGUACAAAGUUAUCUUAUCCAAGAAUCAGGCCACUUGCUUACAUGGAGAUGGUUUCUCCAGCAGUUUACUUGACUGCACUGUCUCUGUCAGUCGUAACUCAGUUUACCGGGGAGUUGUCACAUGGAGAUGCCCAUCAACUGGCUUUAAUUAUCUGUUCAUCUGAUCUCUCGGAGAACUUCCAUGCUGCUGUUGCUUUUUUGUAUAUGCAGAUCAUGCGUCCAGUAGAUAGUCAGCUAAGAAUAAAAUGGUUGUUGUUGUGGAACAAAGUGUCAAAGCGCUUGAAUGAGAAAAUGAUCUCUUACUUGAAACUUAGCUGCGGCGCAAGUGGCCAUGAUGCUUUCUGUCAGUUCUUCUGUUAUCCAUUUUUCGCUAGUUCCAACGGUUACCUUCCCAUGACACAAGACUUGGAGGCGGAGCUGGCUAUUGAGGUUUAUGGAUCCCUUUUUACGAACUCCAAUUAUUUAGAGGCUUCUUACAUGGUUUUCCUUGAUAACCUUUUUGAAUAUUUUAUCCACACAAUUGAUGAAAAUAUGUCCUCAUUCCAAGCCAAUAUUGAGUAUUGCUUAGAGAAAAAGUUUGAAGACAUCACUAUCCUUUCUGUUCUUGGGAAAGUAGUUAUUGGAGCACUAGAGAAUGCCCAAAUUUCGAACUAUGCUAACCAAGACGUUGAAAUACCAAAUGAGGAGUCUGAUGGAUGCAGACGACUUAACCUUUUCUUGAGUUGCUUGAAGCUUGUUAACAGGUUUAUGAGACUGUCAAGUUUUGGUCUCAAAGCAAAUCCAGCUGCAAAACACCAAGUCACAAACAUGUUUUUUUCAUCUUUAUCUACCUUUGUUGGGCAUCUUACACUGGCAAAAGAUAUUGUUCUACUCUUUGAGAUUAUUGGAGAUCAACUUACUGAAUGGCUCACUUUAUCUAGCACAUUGUACCUUGAAAUGCAACAAGUACAAACCAUUAUUAAUCAGCUUGAGAAACUCUUGCUCAGCACUGUCAGGUGCCUGACGACAAGCCGGCUCAUCUAUGACUGUUCCUUUCUUCAGAAGCAGCACCCGCUUCUCCAAGUGGCGGUUAACCACCCACAUAAGCCUAUUUCAGCUGCAGCCGCGUCGAUUCAGAGAGCAUCAGGACUGGGCAAUGCAGGCUUGCAGCACGUAGGAUGCCACUCAGUUUCCAAGACAGAUGGGUUGUCAACAGAGGAUCUUAACUGUGCCAGCGACACUGACAGGACCUUCGUGCUCGAGGAACUAAGCAUUUCAAGGAUGUUAGCACCGCCAAUGUCGCCUGGUCGAGGUGUCGUCACGUCAAACUCAACCGACUACGCCAAGAGGAAUGGUGAAUCACUCAGGGUCUCUGCAGGUAUUGGGAGGAAGAGGCUGAAGAUCACGAAGUAUUCAGGCAAGGUCAAGGGACUUGGCAAAGUUACUAGCGAUUCCUUCUCCCCGCAGUGGCUAGAAAGUAAAGUGUGCAGGAAACCAGAACUGAUACUGGAGAUGUUGAAGAGCAAGAGAUAAUUGCUUGAAGCCA
Molecule: messenger RNA, 3403 nt
Organism: Lolium perenne
Lineage: Eukaryota; Viridiplantae; Streptophyta; Magnoliopsida; Poales; Poaceae
Biological process (GO): telomere maintenance
Cellular component (GO): nucleus
Source: RefSeq, a predicted model, not a curated record